UCGACAAUGCGACCUUCGUCAAGUUCUCAUGAUGAAACUGAUGAAAGUACUACUUUUACUGGUGGUUAUGGCCUUGACUGUGUGUGAACCCAGACGCAUUCGUAACUGGCUUCAAAGCUGCUCUGUUAUACGUGGUGCGCGGUGUAACGAAGACACUGAAUGUUCUUGCUUAAUGAGCCGUACCAGUCCUUCGCUGAUCUGUAGUUACAGGAAUAGGUGCGAAGACAAAAGUCCUUUGGACGAAAUUUGGAGGAAAUUACCCUGUCCCCUUAUUUACAAAUCACUUUGCACGGAAGAUGCCGAUUGCCCUUGUAGCGAAGCUCCGCUGAUCUGCGAAGACAGGGAAUGUGUCAAGGCCAAACCCAUUAGGAGACGCCUGCCAGGAACAACACCACUUCCUCCACAUUAGAGUUCUCAAAACUGCCCGAUCGUAGUUUCCUUUGAGAUAAAAUAAAACCUUGAGCCCCCCUAAUUGGUGUCCACAUGCAAGUGUUAACAAGACUUGUGCAACUUGAAGUAAAACAUAAUGACCAGUUUUCUUUAGAAUGUCGAUUUUCAGUUUCCAAUGCGUUUUUCCUUCUCCACAAAGGUAUCCUUGUUGUUGUGGGUUCAUUACUGCCUUUAUGGCGUUUUCUAUCAAUUCGAUCGAGCUGAAAGUAGAAUUAAACAGUGCCAAAACUACCUUCAAAAUCGUGCCCUUUAGCUCCAUUUUCAGAUUAUGGAAUAUCCUCCUUCAACUACGUAUCCCUCAACAUCCUAUAACUCACAAAUUACAUCCGAUGCACAAGCCGAAACAAAUGAGUUUGCAACUGUAGGGACGAAAAACAAACAUGUUUUUACUACUGAUUAUUAGCAAUAGUAGGUUGUGACAGCCACUGAAUUACGUGGGAUAAAAAGCCAACUGAACAAUCAUUUCCACGAACAAUUUUGGUUCUCUUUACCAAAUGCAGCGCAAUGCUAAUUACUGAUUCAUUGUGAGUCGUUGGCGUUGAAACUUAAUAAACAAAUUGCAAAUUUU
Molecule: messenger RNA, 1018 nt
Organism: Stylophora pistillata
Lineage: Eukaryota; Metazoa; Cnidaria; Anthozoa; Scleractinia; Pocilloporidae
Source: RefSeq, a predicted model, not a curated record